This is a messenger RNA of Rhododendron vialii, 818 nucleotides long. Its product is annotated as ubiquitin-conjugating enzyme E2 10. Gene Ontology annotation, molecular function: ubiquitin conjugating enzyme activity. Gene Ontology annotation, biological process: protein polyubiquitination. The record is from RefSeq and is a predicted model, not a curated record. Lineage: Eukaryota; Viridiplantae; Streptophyta; Magnoliopsida; Ericales; Ericaceae. Bases 172 to 618 code for a protein of 148 amino acids. Gene Ontology annotation, cellular component: nucleus. The transcript has 5 exons.
GCCAAAACAGACAGUUGAGAUUGCACGUUCUCCUCCUCGUUUUAAAAUUGUGUUAUUAGUUCUUUUUUUCUUUUCCACAUAAUUGCCGCGUUAAGAACCAGAGACUGAAAGCGAAGAAGUCGUCGAAUUGGAUUCCAAAUCCCCCAAAUCCAGAUCUCGGCGUUUCUCCAGAUGGCUUCCAAACGGAUCUUGAAGGAGCUCAAGGAUCUCCAGAAGGAUCCUCCCACCUCCUGCAGCGCCGGCCCUGUUGCAGAGGACAUGUUUCAUUGGCAAGCAACAAUAAUGGGUCCCGCUGAUAGUCCUUAUGCAGGCGGUGUUUUUCUUGUUACAAUUCAUUUUCCUCCUGACUAUCCAUUUAAACCUCCCAAGGUUGCAUUCAGGACAAAAGUCUUUCAUCCGAAUAUAAACAGCAAUGGUAGUAUUUGCCUUGAUAUCUUAAAGGAGCAGUGGAGUCCCGCUCUGACUAUUUCCAAGGUGCUACUGUCGAUCUGUUCGUUGUUGACAGAUCCAAACCCUGAUGAUCCAUUGGUACCGGAGAUUGCUCACAUGUACAAGACAGACAAGGGAAAGUAUGAGGCAACUGCAAGGAGCUGGACCCAGAAGUAUGCCAUGGGAUAGUCUCUGCCCCUUUUAUAAGGAUUCUAGGAGCUUGGUCUGAUAUCAUGUAGAAAUGAAAUUUGCUUUGUCCUCUCUACCCCUGUAAUGCACGAAUGUGGGAUUGAACUUUAGUUGUAUGCUCCAAAAAAGAAACGAAGAUGAAUCCUUUGAUUGUUUGAAUGGAAUUUAAUCUAUGAAACUAGGAAAUAAUGUCUAUUUAA